AAGUCAGAAGCUGUGAAGAUGCUUUUCACUUCAUGGUCUUAGGAAAGGCCACACAGAUUGUUUAAUUCUACUUUCAUGUUCUCUCUUAAUGGUAUUCUUUUAAAAAUUGUAAGCUGCUUUCGGUACCAACUUUGGGGAUAAAAUGGGAUAUAAAUAAAUCUAAGAAUAAGAAACAGUCUGUACAGAAAAAAAAAUUCUGCACAAAAUAACUAUUCCACAUGUGAAUUUUGCAUAGAAUCCUGAAGAUGUUAAACAGUUUAUGAUUGAGGCUCCAUCCUAGAGAAUCCUGGGAUUUGUAGUUUUGUGAAGCACCUGUGCUCUUUAGCAGAGGAGGCUAUAAAAGACCCAGUGAAACUACAAGUCCUAGGAGUACAUCAGACGGAGCUACAGCAUUUAAAAGGGUGUCAAUCCACAUUAUUUCCAGAGUGCAGGUGCACCCAAAUGCCAAGACUCCUCAGGAUGGAGCUGCAACGCUUAAAGUGGUAUCAGACUGCAUUAUUUCUACAGUGUGGAUGCAUCCUACUUCUAUGAUGAUGAUAGACAAGAAGGAGUGUGCAAAAACACGACGUUGGUUUUGCCACAGCUGUUGUGUCCGUGAACCACAUCUUCAGAAGAGCUAAAGAGGCAGGAGGUCGGCACCAUGUACCAACUAAGCGGAGGCGUUGUGUAUCCGCUUAUCCACUCCUCGUCACUGGUCUACACCAUGCAGCCUCAGCAACUUGUGACUGAAUGUUACCCUUUGCUCUCCACACCUAUGGGCCAAGCCUCAGCUUUCUGCAACAUCCCUGUAGCAGAUCACUUGGCAGAAAUUUUGUUGGCUCUGUGGUACGGACUCCCCCCGAAACGGAGGCGCAGCCGAACAGCCUUCACCGAACAACAGCUGGAAGCCUUGGAGAGGACCUUUGAGCAGACCCAUUAUCCAGAUGUGGGAACCAGGGAACGCCUGGCUGUGUUUGUCAAUCUCCCGGAGGCCCGGAUUCAGGUGUGGUUCAAAAACCGCCGUGCCAAAUUCCGCAAGGGCCAAGCACCGGAGAAACCGCGCCGGGCAAAAGUCCCAAGUGCAUUCAAGGCAGGAAGAACUGAUGGAGGAGAAGAAGGGAAUGCAAUGGAAGGACAUUUGCAGAAGGCCGGGAUCUGGUCUGAACCGAGAAGCAAGAGCAUCCUAUACCAGUUCCUGCUCUCUGGGAUGAAGGACGGCACAGCAUCCUCCCUGCAGCAUCUCCCAGUUUGCCCCAUUGAUGCCAACCUGUUGGCAUGGAGGGCCAUCCAAAGGAGACAUGAUUUGGGGCUGGGUUAUGGGUCAGCAUUGCCCUGGUUGGCUUAUCUGCUGGAAAACUAGCUUUCCAUAGAUGGACUCCAGGAAUAAUCCAGUUUGACCCCACUUUAACUGCCAUGGCUCAACGCUAUGGAAGUUGUAGUUCUGUGAGACAUUUAGCCUUCUCUGUCAGAGAGCUCUGGUGCAAUGGCAAACUA
Molecule: messenger RNA, 1473 nt
Organism: Sceloporus undulatus (fence lizard)
Lineage: Eukaryota; Metazoa; Chordata; Lepidosauria; Squamata; Phrynosomatidae
Product: LIM/homeobox protein Lhx9-like
Exons: 4
Coding region: 641-1339 (232 amino acids)
Biological process (GO): regulation of transcription by RNA polymerase II
Molecular function (GO): DNA-binding transcription factor activity, RNA polymerase II-specific; RNA polymerase II transcription regulatory region sequence-specific DNA binding
Source: RefSeq, a predicted model, not a curated record